CAUUUGCAACUGCAGUGGGAAACAAAGAUGUUGCGUUUGGAGCUGUUGCUGCUGCUGCUGCUGGGAAUCGUAGUCCUUCGUUGCCAGGCGGAUUGCAAUACCUGCGCCUCGCCGUCCAACAUUGCCUGCGUCUCGGACACCCAAUUUCAGUUCUGCUCAGGUAAUGUGCUAAUCGAGCCAGUCAACAAUUGCCCCGAUGGCACCUACUGCACUGCCGAAUCAGCCAUUUGCCAGUCGGACAUCGCACUCAAGGCGUGCACCGGUUGUGCCCAGUGCAACGAUCAACUGAGUUUCGCCUGUCUAGGCGUAAGGACAUUCGCUCUGUGCCUGGGCACGAAUACGCCAUCGAAUAUCACGGGCAGCUGUACGGCGAACUAUGUCUGCAAUCGUGAUAACCCCAACAUCUGCAGCAGUGCUGCACUCGGCUCUACGGCCACUUGUCCGCUGGCUGAUGAUGAUUUGCAAACAACAGUCUAUCCCAAUGUUGUCGUGACACCCAACGAAUAUUGUCGCAACGUGCAGAGAGCGGGACGUUUUCCCUAUGGCAACACUUUGGACACCACGUGCCAUCAGUACAUCCUUUGCUUCCAGAGCAAUAGUGUUUGGUAUGGUGGACUCUACAAUUGUCCCGGCUCAACAUAUUUCCAGGCCACAAUUCAAUCUUGCAACACAACAAUUCCUUCCUACUGCACCUCGGCUGUUCGCAGCUUGCAAGUUCGCAAUCUGUUGCUGCUUUGAAGGCCUUCAAAAAUCUAGUUAAUUACUUGCUAUUUCACUGUUGCUUUAAUUAAAUAAAUUCGUAGCGAGAGCAUGAGCAAUUUAUUAA
Messenger RNA from Drosophila albomicans, 826 nucleotides. RefSeq lists its product as uncharacterized. The record is from RefSeq and is a predicted model, not a curated record. The coding region runs from base 28 to 738 and encodes 236 amino acids. NCBI's taxonomy places the organism in Eukaryota, Metazoa, Arthropoda, Insecta, Diptera, Drosophilidae. The transcript has 2 exons. Gene Ontology annotation, cellular component: extracellular region. Gene Ontology annotation, molecular function: chitin binding.